Paramecium sonneborni is the source of this 2154-nucleotide messenger RNA. Lineage: Eukaryota; Ciliophora; Oligohymenophorea; Peniculida; Parameciidae. The record is from the annotation of a GenBank genome assembly.
AUGGAUGAUAUAUAAAUCAAAGUUUUUAUACCAAAAACAACUAGUCAACCAACACCUAAAAGAGAUCGAAAAUAAGAACAUCAACAAAGGAAACUCAAAUAAUAAUAGAAAAAAUAAAAAUAUUUUGACAAACUCCAUUAAACCCAUCAAAAUGAAUCAAUACCACAAAAUUAAAUUUCAGAUCAACAAGAUCAAACAAUAAAUUAAGAAAUUUAAAAAAAACCAUAACAAUAAGAUCAAAAACAUCCAAGAGUGCCUAUGAAAUAAUUGAUCAUUCAUUAAAAACCAUAAAGUGUUACUUUACCAUAAAUUAAUCAAGAUCAAGAAGGUGAAGUAUUUACUGAAUAGUAUUUUGAAGAUCUCCAAAUUCAUCCUAAUGUCAAAUUGGGAUUGAAAUCAAGUGAAUUUAUUAAAAUGACUAAAAUACAAUAACUAGCUAUCCCUAUUGUUGAUACAAGUAAUUACUCAAAUUUAUAUUAUUAGAAGCUAAUACAUUUAUUAAAUCUGAAACAGGAUCAGGGAAGACCCUUGCUUAUAUGGUACCACUUAUUUCUCAUUUGAUGAAUACUGAAACAAGAAUUACAAGAGAAUAAGGAACAUAUAUUUUAAUAGUUUGUCCAACAAGAGAAUUAUCAUUAUAAUGUGUAGAUGCUGCACUUAAAGUAGGAAAAAAAUGUCCUAAUAUAGUUGUUGGUGCAUUAGUUGGUGGUGAAAAUGCAAAUCAUGAAAAAGCAAGACUUCGAAAAGGAGUAACAAUUGUUAUUGGUACUCCAGGUAGAAUAUUAUAUCAUAUACAAAAUACUUAAAGUUUCAAAUUUUUAAAUAUUCAUACACUAGUUUUUGAAGAAUGUGAUAGAAUUUUAGAUAUGGGUUUUUAGAAAGAUAUUGAAUAGUUGAUUUAAUUAUUAGGAGAUAAGAUUGAUAUUCCUUCAUGUUAAAAGAUUAUGGUUUCAGCACAUGUUAAUCAAAACAUUUGUUAAAUUAAGGGUUUAGAGAUUACUCCUAAAAAUUAUAAGUUUGUUGGAUUUUCAAAAGAAUUUAUAAAAGAAACAAAAACAAAAGAUAUUUAAAUUAAUGAAGAUAAUUUAUAAUGUAAUUGGCUUGGUGAAGGAGAUCCAACUUGGUAAAUUCCCUCAACUUUAAAGUAAUAUUAUACUCUCAUUUAAGAACAUCAAAAAUUGGCAUUUCUUUUUGCUUAUAUUCGGACUUAGAUAGGUAAGAAAACUAUAAUUUUUGUAUCAACAUGUGAUGAAGUUGAAUUUUAUUGGUUUUUAUUUUAAUAAGUUCAAUUUAACAAUCCAUUUAAGAAGUAAGAACAAUAAAAUAUAGAGGAAGAAGAGGAAGAAAAGAAAUAAGCUUUUAUAACAUAAGAGGUUUAUAAAUUACAUGGAAAUAUUGAAUAAUAACAGAGAUCAAAGACUUAUUUUAAUUUUAAGAAAAGUAAACAUUAAGAUGGAUGUAUUUUAAUUUCAACUUCAGUUGCAUCAAGAGGUCUAGAUUUUCCUGAUGUUACUAAUAUUUUAGUAUUUGAUCCUCCUGAUUCUUAUGAUGAUUAUGUUAAUAAAGUAGGAAGAACAGCAAGAAUUAAUAAAAAUGGUUUAAGUCUUAUGGUGCUUUUUGAAAAGUAUUUAUUUUAUUUUAAUACUAAGUCUUGAAUCAUAAUAAUUUAUUGAAGAAAUUUAAUCUCAUUUAGCAGCCCCAUUAAAUUUAGUUGAAUCAGCAGAAUAUUUUAAGGCCUUCUAAUAUUAUUUAUUUGAAACUAAAAAAAUUCAUGAUAAAAUGCCUGAUAAAUUUUUAGCUUUAAUGAUUAAACAACUUAUAAAAUAAGAUAAAGAUUAUUAAUUAUAAUCUAGAAGGUAUAUAAUUUAAUCAAUAGUUUAUAGAGCUUAUGUGAGUUUUCUAAGAGCUUAUGGUAGAUUGAAGAGUUUUAAGAUUAAGACUUUGAAUUUACAUAACUUAUCAAAAUCUUUUGCUUUAGAAAAAGCUUUUUCAGAAGAUACAAAAGAUGAAAGAUAUCAAAAAGACUUGAAAUUUAUUAACCGAGAGAAGUUUAGAUAAAGAGAAGAUUAAGCUAAUGAAACUAGAUGGGAUAGAGAAAGAAAAAAGAGAAGAGUAAUGUCAUAAGCAGAAUUAAGUAAAAUGGAAUUCAUGUGA